AUGAGGCUUGCCGCGCUGGCGGACACACGCGAGGGCGAGCACACCCCGCCAGUAGACCGCGAUGCCCCCAGCCCCGUCGAGGAGGCCGCAGCCUGCAAAGAAUUCCACCUCACGCAGGAAGCAGCCCUCUACUGUGGCAUGGGCGGCUUCUACAGGAACAGCCCUGCAGGACCAUACGCCCGUGACGCCGACGACGCUGUCGCACGACUCCUCGACCUGGAACUCGCGGCAGGCGACGUCGCGCGGCUCCAACACAACAUCGGCAUUCACGUCACGCAGGCAGUCCCCGCAGAUGACCAACUGCACGCGGACAGACACGCGGUCGACCGAGGCAUUACUUCAGACGAGAGCGAAUCGGCCCGGCGCGCGCUCCUGGGAUUCGCCGACAUGGCUGGCGAUGACGGAUUGCUCAAGACUACCAGGCUCAAUGCAGACGAUGGAGUCGGCGGCAUCGUGGAGCGCGCACUCAUCAGGCAGCUACGCAACGACAG
Prorocentrum cordatum is the source of this 491-nucleotide messenger RNA. The record is from the annotation of a GenBank genome assembly. NCBI's taxonomy places the organism in Eukaryota, Dinophyceae, Prorocentrales, Prorocentraceae.